UUUACACACUUUAGUAUUAAUAGAAAUAGAGCUGAAAAGAUUGUCGCUAUGUAAAAAAAAUAUAUAACUUGGAUCAUAUAAUUAAAAUUAUAUUACGAUAAAGUCGGUAGUGUAUGGAAUCUGAAGUACGAAGCGAAGCUAGUCUAAGUCAGAGACGGUGGUCGGAACUCGGGCCAGCUGAGAGAUUAUUAUUUUUCUUUGGACAUCUCCCGGACCCGGUUAGCAUCGACAAUGAAAUAGACUCUUCAGUGAAACAUUUUCAAGAAAUCAGACAUUUCCUUAUCUGUAACUUCACUAGUGAUAAAAUGCACAGCAAAAUUAUUGAACAAAUGACCUUUAAUAAGAUACUACAGAUGGAAAGCCUUCCUUGGUUUAGAUACCAAGCUAUGCGACCGCUUUCCAGUAAUGCCAGCUUGAAAAAUCAAAAUCAUUAUGAGCGUCUGAAACUACAGAGAAACUGCUCGACAACUGAUAUUAAAGUGUCCUUUUUCCGGUUAUCAAAGGAGAUUCAUCCAGAUAAAAAUCCAAAUUCCCUUAAACAUCAUAAGGAAUUUGUUGCGCUCAAUGAAGCUUACUCAGUCUUAAGUAAGCCUCACUUGCGUCUUGCUUAUGAUGCAGAACUUGCACACCAAGAAGGUCCCAAAAGGCACACACAUAGUGGAAUUGUGACGGAUGCUCCACGAGAAAGAGUUAUAUUUAAAGAUGAAUCUCUAUGGGAGAUGCGAGACAAGAGUGAAGACCAUAAGUAUGAGGGUCGGCCUUAUUAUGGAAUUCAAAGCAUCAAUAAGAAGUUACCAAACUCUUACAUUGCAAGUGGAGCUGUCUGCCUGUUGAUUAUUGGUGCUGUCGUCCAUUUCUUCAUUGCCAAAAAAUCUUCUGAAUUUGCUAUUGAAAAAUUAAAUCAGCGUGACAAAACUGCUAGCCAGCACUACAUGUUAGCAAGAGAACAAGCUCAAAUGAAUGGAAAUGAACUACAGAUGUUGCUGUUCAAGAAAAAGACUGAAGCAAGAAACCAUAAUAAUGACUGAUACCGUCCAAGCAAUACAUUGAAAUACUGUACACAUUUUCUUAAUGCGGACCCUUGAAUGUACAGAAGUGUGAACUGAAGUAGUUUCUAAUUAGCAGACCAUCAGAUUUUUCUGAACCACAUUACCCCCCCUGGCAUUAUUUCAUAGCAUUACCUUGGCUCUUAUUUUCUCCCAAAAAUGAUCAGGAAAUUUUUCUGUACAGUGUAAACUCACUUGAGUGAACUAUGUGAGGGAAGGCCAAUUGGCUCCAUGAGGAAUUUCAUUCUACCUAAUGACCUUAAAGGCAACCACCACCCCCUGUUAAAAGAAACUAUUUUUGGAGGGCUUACAUCCAUGAUAAUAAAUAUACAGGUUCGUGACUUACCUUAUCAGGAGAGUAGUGUAGUGAAAUACCAAUAUUUUCUUAACACUGACACACAUAAACUGAAGCUGUAAGUACAAAUCCAUCAUAACCUAUUUUUCAAUUCUAUAUUAAACAAACAUCAUUAAAAAUGAACUGGUUAUAAAUUUAUCAUUUUGAUCAUAGCCUAUGAUACAGCAAACAUUCGCAAACAAUUCCAUAUUAAGCACUGCACUGCGCCACCCUACAUAACACAGGGCAUGGCAGUGCACCACCUAACUCACGAAAGAUGUUAGGAUAUCGUAAGAUUUAAAACGCACGUGUGGUAGACGCCUGAGACCUCCAGCGAGCAGCAGCCAUCUUGAAAAAAAUUCCCCACAUGCCCCAGUUGGCUCAGUUCUUAGUGAGCAACCAUGACUAGUGCACACACUCCUCCGACUCCCAAUUUCCUGUCGGACGCGGUGUCGAAAGAUCGCUCUCUGAUGAUGAAAUUCAGACCUUAUGGUUUAAAAAAGAUAAGUGUAGUGAUAUUGAUGAAGCAAGGCAUGAUAAAGACCUAACACAACUGUCAGAUACAAGUUAUACAGCAUGGAUGAGGACGAUACAGCGAGUGUAUCCAGUACAGGGUGAGCGCCAGGUGUGCUGCGGCCUCCCAGGCCAUCGCCCUCGCCAUUAUUAUCACCACCUGUGUCAUCUCCAACUUUUUAAGAAAGUAAUACUAUAUAUGAAUAGUUUUCUGGGUUCAGUGAUGCAGCUUCUGUUACAAGUAGCAUAAUAAAUGUUGAACAUGAUAACAAAUAUCAUGAUGUUUAACAGUGAUAAAUUCCAGGUACAGGCAUACCUCAGAAUAAGAGUUUAAUCCGUUCCUGGAGACGCCUCGCCUUCCGAAAA
Procambarus clarkii (red swamp crayfish) is the source of this 2259-nucleotide messenger RNA. Its product is annotated as dnaJ homolog subfamily C member 4. The record is from RefSeq and is a predicted model, not a curated record. Lineage: Eukaryota; Metazoa; Arthropoda; Malacostraca; Decapoda; Cambaridae.